AUGAAUUUGGGUCCCGUCAAGGCGUUUAAUGUUAUGAAGACUUGUUUUGGCGGUUUUGAAGACGUGGGUGCAAGUAAAGUUGAAUUUAAGAACUAUAAGAGGCACAUUAACUUGUUUAUAGGGGAAUAUGACGCUGAUAUGGUUGUGAGACAUUUGAAUGAAAGAAACCAUUCCCAGCCUAAUUUCUCGUAUGAUUACAUCACAGACGAAGAGAAUCGUUUGAAGGGACUUUUUUGGUGUGACGAUCAAGCUAAACGUAAUUACCACGUGUUUGGUGAUACAAUCAUCACUGCAAAAGCUGUUGGUUCUCAACCAAAAGUUGUUGUCACUAACCAAGAUCCAGCAAUGAAGAAGGCUAUUUCUGUUGUAUUUGUUGACAUGAGGCAUCGGUUAUGCAUGUGGCAUGUGAUGCAUAAACUUUCUCCGAAGGUUGGUGUUAGGCUAUGCAAUUCCACCAAUUUUAAAGAACGUAUUUGUGGUGUUGUGUGGACGGAUAUUCUCACACCUAAAGAGUUUGAGUCAGAAUGGGAAGCGGUUAUUGCAGAGUUCAAUUUAGAAGAUAAUGACUGGCUAUCUGAUAUUUUUGCACUUAGGGAAUCUUGGAUCCCUGCAUACUAUAGAAUGGAGGAGAUGUCUGGUCUUAUGCGAACGACAUCCAGACGAACAUUCUAUGCAUGGCGUUAUAGAGAUAUUGUUUUUGGCGUUUUUCAGGGAAUUUCCAAAACAAUACAUUCUGAAUAG
Messenger RNA from Helianthus annuus (common sunflower), 741 nucleotides. RefSeq names its product protein FAR1-RELATED SEQUENCE 2-like. The coding region runs from base 1 to 741 and encodes 246 amino acids. The record is from RefSeq and is a predicted model, not a curated record. Lineage: Eukaryota; Viridiplantae; Streptophyta; Magnoliopsida; Asterales; Asteraceae. The transcript has 5 exons.